Messenger RNA from Aaosphaeria arxii CBS 175.79, 1117 nucleotides. Its product is annotated as ribose-5-phosphate isomerase. Gene Ontology annotation, biological process: pentose-phosphate shunt, non-oxidative branch; D-ribose metabolic process. The record is from RefSeq and is a predicted model, not a curated record. Gene Ontology annotation, cellular component: intracellular membrane-bounded organelle. Bases 110 to 961 code for a protein of 283 amino acids. NCBI's taxonomy places the organism in Eukaryota, Fungi, Ascomycota, Dothideomycetes, Pleosporales. Gene Ontology annotation, molecular function: ribose-5-phosphate isomerase activity. The transcript has 2 exons.
CUCCAACACACGCAUCACAUCCUCGGAAUCCGCUCUCCGUCAACUGAGCCGUAUAUCAUCCUCGCGGACCAGCCCUCACCCAAUUGGACCUCGAAGACAUUCAACCGCAAUGGCAGAGUCAACCAUCGAAUCCGCCAAACGCGCCGCUGCCAUCCAGGCCGUCGAGGAGAACUUCGACCCUGCUGCAACCCACGUCGGUAUCGGCUCAGGAACCACCAUCGUCUACGUCGUCGAGGCUAUAAAAGAGAAGAGCACGAACCCCAACAUCCUCUUCGUCCCUACCGGAUACCAAUCAAGACAAGUCAUUGUAAAGGCAGGCCUCACCCCGAUUGCAUUCGACAGUCUACCAGACAACGUCAGGUUAGACAUUGCCUUUGAUGGCGCAGACGAGGUCGACGACCAGCUCAACUGCAUAAAGGGUGGCGGCGCCUGCCUGUUCCAGGAGAAGUUGGUCGCUGAGCGCGCCAGGAAGUUCGUUUGCGUAGCAGACUACCGCAAGAAGCAGAAUCGUCUCCUGACGAACUGGCCCACCAUCCCCAUCGAGGUCGCACCCAUUGCCGUGCCCACUGUGCUCCAAUCCCUCCGCUCUCUCGGAUCCUCAGAGCCCAAGCUCCGAACCACCCUCCUCGAGAAGUCCGGACCCCUUAAGACCGAUCAGGACUUUUUCAUCGUUGACGCGCCUUUCCCAACGCUCCUCACAUCUGACGAUGUCAAGGCCGGAAAGGGCAAGGGCGACGGUAGUGAUGGAUCAUGGGAGGUUAACAACCUCAGCCAGGCUAUCAAGGAACUCACCGGCGUGCUAGAGGUCGGCAUUUUCUCCGGUCUUAACGGUGUCGAGGCGGAGGCAUCGGCAGCUAAGGGUGGCAGCAACAAUGUUAAGGUCAUCAUUGGUGGACAGAAGCCUGUCGCAGUAUACUUCGGUAUGCAGGACGGAAGUGUUGAGGUGCUAAAGGCACAGUAGUAAGCUAGAGGUACUGCUGUUCUGGCCCAUUUUGUUGUAUGUUCGACCAUGUAUCCACUUUAGAUCUCAAUUCCAAGAAGAAGAAAAGUAUAUGCCCUCCCUGUUGGCAAACUGAACAAAUCAUGAAACAUGAAGAAAUUCGUCACUGCAUUCUGC